This is a messenger RNA of Capsaspora owczarzaki ATCC 30864, 729 nucleotides long. RefSeq names its product gluconokinase. The record is from RefSeq and is a predicted model, not a curated record. Bases 1 to 729 code for a protein of 242 amino acids. Gene Ontology annotation, cellular component: cytoplasm. Lineage: Eukaryota; Filasterea; Ministeriida; Capsasporidae. The transcript has a single exon. Gene Ontology annotation, molecular function: gluconokinase activity.
AUGAGUGCUGAGGUGUCUGGCAGUCACCCAUCGCCACUAGUCAUCAUUGUGAUGGGCGUGAGCGCAUGUGGCAAAUCGACCGUGGCUCAAGCGCUGGCGGACGGAUGGAGUGCGAGCAGUGCAUCAGGACGAGAAAUCCGCCAGACCGGCGCGGCAAGACUGCUCGACGCAGACGACCUGCACCCGCCCUCCAACAAGGCCAAGAUGGGCGCGGGCAUUCCGCUCUCCGACCGUGACCGGGCGCCAUGGCUGGCGGCCCUCCGAGCCAAGAUCCUGGAGCACGUCACCGAGCAGCGAUUUCGCAGCCAAGCCAAUCCCAGCAGCGUCCAUUCGUCCGACCAGACUAGCGCUGAUAAUAAUGCUAACAUCAUCCAUGAUGAUAGUCAUAACGAGAGCAAUGACAGUGAUGCUGCCAAGGCGCCUGAAACGCUGAUUCUGGCUUGCUCGGCGCUUCGGCAAUUGUACCGCAAAGUGCUCGCUGAGGGUCCUGACGCGCAUACGGGUGCAUCCACGGCGCCAAGCAUAGCGUUCGUCCAUUUACAAGCUCCAUUCGAGGUGUUUGACGCGCGGAUUCGUGAUCGCACUGGUCACUUUAUGCCUGCCUCGUUGCUGCAAUCGCAAUUUGCGCUGCUGGAAGAUCCAACGCUCGAUUCGCCACGCGAGUAUCAGGUGCUGGCGGUUGAUGCUCGUCAAUCUCUCGACACUAUUCAAAUUUUUGUGAUGGCCUGA